Messenger RNA from Prionailurus viverrinus (fishing cat), 7134 nucleotides. It is a transcript of the gene ITFG2, whose product is annotated as integrin alpha FG-GAP repeat containing 2. Gene Ontology annotation, molecular function: protein binding. The record is from RefSeq and is a predicted model, not a curated record. Gene Ontology annotation, biological process: regulation of TOR signaling. The transcript is spliced from 13 exons. The coding region runs from base 146 to 1636 and encodes 496 amino acids. NCBI's taxonomy places the organism in Eukaryota, Metazoa, Chordata, Mammalia, Carnivora, Felidae. Gene Ontology annotation, cellular component: KICSTOR complex.
CAGGUUAAGCGAGAAAGGCCGCAAUUGGAGGCUUGAGCGGUGACGUGACUUUCCGCUUUGGCUGGCCUUCCGCUUGGGCUGCUCUCAGGAGGGGCUCGGGGAACAUUUAGCGGGCCUCCCCGGUCCCUCGGCCCGUGCAAGUGCGAUGAGGUCGGUUAGCUACGUGCAACGCGUGGCCCUGGAAUUUAGCGGGAGCCUCUUCCCGCACGCGAUCUGCCUCGGAGACGUCGAUAACGAUACGAUGACAAAAUUUAAGCAUAGAGAGCUGGGUUCAAAUCCAGGCAGCUGCACUGAACCUCUGUGCUAUGCAGCCUGCCCCCGGUGUGUCUGCCAAAGUCCUCUGGAGCAGCCGAAAUGGAAACAUCAGUUAAAUGAAUUGGUGGUGGGGGACACCAGCGGGAAGCUGUUUGUGUAUAAGAAUGAUGACAGCCGGCCGUGGCUCACCUGUUCCUGCCAGGGCAUGCUGACUUGUGUUGGGGUUGGAGAUGUUUGUAAUAAAGGAAAGCCAUCCCUCCUAUGCCUCUGCCUCUCCCAGAACCUGGUGGUGGCGGUGAGUGCUGAGGGAUGGUUUCACCUGUGUGACCUGACGCCUACCAAGGCCCUGGAUGCUUCUGGGCACCACGAGACCCUAAUGGGAGAGGAGCAGCAUCCAGUCUUCAAGCAGCACAUCCCUGCCAACACCAAGGUCAUGCUGAUCAGCGACAUCGAUGGAGAUGGGUGUUGUGAGCUGGUGGUCGGUUACACGGACCGUGUGGUACGGGCUUUCCGCUGGGAAGAUCUGGGUGAAGGCACUGAACAUCCAACAGGGCAGCUGGUGUCACUCAAGAAGUGGACACUGGAGGGUCAGGUGGACAGUCUUUCAGUGACUCCAGGGCCCUUGGGUGUUCCUGAACUGAUGGUGUCUCAGCCGGGCUGUGCUUACGCCAUUCUCCUGUGUACCUGGAACAAGGACGCCGGGCCCCCUCCCACCUCUGAGGGGGCCCCGGAGGGCAGCAGGGAGGCCCCGGCUGCCCGAGAUGUCAUGUUGCACCAGACUUCCGGCCGCAUCCACAACAAGAAUGUCUCCACCCACCUCAUUGGCAACAUCAAACGAGGCCACAACUCUGAGAUGGGUGGCUCCGGCCUCUUUGCCCUCUGCACCCUGGAUGGGACGCUGAAGCUCAUGGAGGAAGCAGACAAGCUGCUGUGGUCGGUGCAGGUGGAUCAUCAGCUUUUUGCCCUAGAGAAACUGGAUGUCACGGGCAAUGGGCAUGAGGAGGUGGUUGCCUGUGCCUGGGAUGGACAGACGUAUAUCAUUGAUCACAACCGCACCGUCGUCCGCUUCCAAGUGGACGAGAAUAUCCGAGCCUUCUGUGCAGGCCUGUAUGCCUGCAAGGAGGGCCGCAACAGCCCCUGCCUCGUGUACGUCACGUUCAACCAGAAGAUCUACGUGUACUGGGAGGUGCAGCUUGAGCGGAUGGAGUCGACCAAUCUGCUGAAACUGCUGGAGGCUGAGCCAGAGUUCCAGAGCCUGCUGCAGGAGCUGGGCAUGGAUCCUGAUGACCUCCCAGCUGUCCGCGCCCUGCUUCACCAAACCCUCUACCAUCCAGACCAGCCCCCACAGUGUGCUCCUGCAAGCCUCCACGAUCCCACCUAGCUGGAUUUGCCCUCUUAGCUGAAGAAGGAGCCUCCUGAACCAACCCACCCCCCAAGGUAUCCAUAGUGCUGGCAGGAUUGGGAGUAGACAUCACAGAGGAGCGUGGAAAGAUGGCAGCAACCUUAGGGAAGCUGUGAACUAUAGCCUUCAUGGUCUCCUUGGUGAAAGAAGAGGCGAGUUGGCCCUCGGCCCUAUUUCCUUAUGUACCUCACCCAUCGCAUCAGCAGAAUCAUAGAACCCCAGCCUCAUUCCACAUCAUCUGGGACUGCCCCCUUCCUAGACACCCCCCCCCUUCCAACUCUCAUUGUGUGGAAAACAGACUUGUUCAUGAGGAGGGAGCACAGAUCCUUUGCAUGGCUCCGAUGCCUAUAAGGAAACCAGGCUUCGGAGCCAGUAGGGCAAUGAGAUAAGGGCUCCCCGCAUCCCAAGCUCCGUCUUGCAUGGCACAGCUCCAAGUCACUGACAUUAGGUAUUAUUACAGGAAUGGCACACUGUUUUGCUUUUGAAGCGGGGGUCUUUAAUCAUCUUACAGUCUGGUCUUAAUUGUUCCCAGCAAUGCUGAGAUGAUUGUCUUCUUUUUACCAAAGAUACUGGGCUAGCACUUUCUCAUUUUGCCAUGUUGCUUGUGCAACUUUGUGGGCCUUGCCCCCACAUCCCCCCCAAAACACCUUUAGAAUCCAAUGUGGCUUUAUGAUCCAGACCACAAUCAGAAUUCUAUCUUGGACCAUUUAUAUUCCUUCUGCUCUCGAUUCUGUGCACCGUUAGUUAGUGUUUUUCACGUUACAGGCUGCGAUUCUCUGGUGGGUUGUGGUCAGCAUUGUUUGAAUAAACGAAAUGGGGUAGAAUAAAAUAGAAGGAAAAAUAUCUGAGUGUCAUACAGCAUAGGGAAGUAUUGUUUUGUUAUAACUGUACAUGUGCAUGUGCAUGUGCGUGUGUAUGCUACCUGCUCUGUAAAAUGUAUUUCCUGCUGUGAGUUGUGUUCAGAGGAGUCAGAAAGCCAUUGCUCUCAAUUAUAUUAACCCAGCCAGACGGGUCAACCUGGGGAAAGGUCCACAUUCACAUCACCUUUCUGUAAGGGAAUAAGGGCAGAGUUACCAAUUCGGACUCUGAUCGACAUGGAGGGAAACCAGAGAAGGACAUGAGCAUAGAGAAACAGGUGUUUAUUCAAGUGGAGAAGCAGCUGGGCUGAAGGCCUGCCACUGGGUCUGGGGUCUGCGGUUAUAGAAGCAGCAGGAGGCAGGAAGGAACAGGCAGAGCCAGGAAAGCAGAGGUUAUGGGGCAAGGCAGUGAGGGACCAAGGGUACCCACAUUACACGUGUGGUAGUGAGCCCCCUCCUCUUCUCUUGAGGUCAGGGGACUCAGCUGGGAAAGGCAAGACCAGAUGUCACAGGGCAGCUGGUUCUCCUCUAAUCUACCCCAGGCUCACAAUCUUGUUUCCACCCCAAGGUCCUAGUUCCCUAGCUGAGGUUAGUUACACCACUGUCUUCCUCUCCCCUUCGUCCGUGACUUGAGAGACUCAAACCUGCCAGAAAGAUGCUCAGGGUGUCUGGCUCCUUAAGGUUUGGGUUCCUCUCUUUACAGUGAAGAUGAAAAGCCUCCUUGUUUUUGUGCUUUGGCUCAGAGCCUGGCAAGGGAUCAAAAUAAGAUUCCAAAAUAAGACAAGCUCAAGCUCAGGAGGCCAGAGAUGAGGGGAAGGACGAACGUCUAAUGAGGUGAGUAGUUCUAGAAAUAAGAAAGACUACUGGUUAGGUUCCAAGUCUGAGUACGGCCAGGCCCUGCCAUCCUGUCCAUCUUGUGGGGGCAGUUCCCAACAGGGCUCCUCGCCAUCCCCCUGAAGUGUAAAAAAGCAAGUGGAGGAGGAGAGACACCUGGAGAAAUGCUAGAGGUACACCCAAGGUUUUGCACAGGGAAAUCAAAUAAUAACUGACUUCUGACAUUUGCAACCCCAGGAAAGGUAACUGAGAAAGCUUCUGAAGCUCCUCUGCCAACUCGCCUUUCUACUGUACCGGAGUAUUCUGUUUCCUGUUUCUUCCCCCACUCAGCUGUGAGCAGAUGUGCGCAGAAUCAGAAAGGCAGGCGGCAGCAGGGACAGGACCCCUGGUGGGUGAGAUGUGGCAGUCUAGUUGCAAGAGGUACUAAGCCCCAGGAGGGGAAGGGACAGGCAUGGGAGUGAAGGCCACCGAGGGGUGUGUGGGAUGGAUCUGGAGGCAGGUAAAGGACAGUAUGGGCUGCAGCCUUUGACUUGGGCCAGUUCCUACCACGCCACGCUUACAUCCUUUUCCACAGUCCUGAUUUGGAGGGGAACGGGGAGGCCAGUCCCCUGAGAUCAUGGGCCCUCUUUCUGGAAGUCUUCUGGAGGAUUGGGCAGUUGCUGAGAAGCAGAGAGGAAUGUGGCUGACUGAGGCCAAUGGGACGUCAGGGUCAGGGUGGUGACAGAAGGGACAGACGUGGUAGUCCCAGGUACCUGGCUCUAGUAAUGCCCCAUUCCCCAACAUGGCUCUUCCCCGAGGCAAGGUCCUUCCCCCGGGGACUGACUGGUUCAUCAGUCACUGGCCAGGCCCUUGGUACAGAGGCAGGAAGGGCAGCUCUGAGAAGGGGGCCCUCAGCCGCAGCACUCCAUGCUCGAGGUCGAUGCAGCACUGUGGGGGGUGGGGGGAAAUGUGUGCUUCUCUCAGCAGGUAGCCUCUCCCUCAGCCCUCCCCCCCCCCACUUUCCACAGCCCCCAGCCCCUGCUCCUUGCUCAUCCCCCUGUUUCCAUUCACCUGGAACUCUGGGGUUGUGGGCAGUGGGACCUGGUUCUUAUGCUUCACUUGUGGGCAAAUAAGGAACCUCUAAGGAAGCAAGGUGAAAUCCCACAACUCUGAGUCAUUCUCAUCAGAAGCUGGCCCACGCUUCCUCACCUGUGCCUUUUACCUCUUUAUCCCAGCCCUUUGGGUCAGGCCCCAAAUGUGGGUCAAGCGCCCGCAUCCUUCUUACCUUGAGAGAAAGCAGAGUCUGCAGUCCAAGACAGAAUUCAGGACUCUCAACAUCUGCAGGAAUCGUUUGAAAACAGAAGAGGCUGGAGGGCACCCAGGGGUCACGGUGCCCUGUGAGCACUCACUCCUUGUCUGCCCUCCCCACCCCCAGCUCUGAGGAUCUGGGCCCAGAGAUUGGGGGCACCUCAUAUGGUGCCAGGAGAGGAAGGCGGAAGAGGAAGAAGAGGCUGUGAAUGAAGGGAGGACUCACCCACAACCUGGGCUGAGCAGGCCACCGUCUCCUGGCCCAGCUGUAGCUCCAGCUGCUCCACCUGCGUGGGGGGCCCAGGUGCCACGUCCCCACCUGGGGCUUUGAGGACCUUCCCUAACCUGUGGUUGGGAAGUAAGGGUUAUGGCCACCACAGCCCCCAACCCCAAUGCCUUUGUCAGCUGACGCCCCUCCCCCUACACGUGGGUUCUCAUCCAAUCCCUUGCCCCCACGUGGGGUCUGAAUCCUUGUCUUCUCUACCAGAACCCCCAUCCAAUCUUUUUUUUUUUCCAAUUAUAGCUCUAUUGGUAUAUAGUUCAUAUACCGCAAAAGCUACCCUUUUAUAAAUGCAGAGGUUUUUAGUAUAUUCAUAGAGUUAUGCAACUACCACUACUAUCUAAUAUCAGAAUAUUUUCAUCACCCCCCCUAAAGAAACCCCAUCCCCCAUCCAUUCUUUUAGGCCACACUCUUACCCCAGGCGGCUGAGGCACCCAGCUGAGAUCUGGUUGUGUUGGGUGCCUGUGUCCACGGCCACCCGAAGCUCCUGGUCUCGGCACUGAGAAAGAGGGUCGCGGGGAGUCAGAAUGGAUUGGGCUUGGAUCCUUCACCUUUCCCAGCCCUUUGAUGACUCCCUCUCAAAAACGAGUGAAGGGAAUGAACCAAGCCUUUCAGAGUGAUCUUUAUGGCACUCAUGCAAUCGAGGCAAAACUGGCUCUUAGAUGGAGGAAUCAAAAAAGGAAGUAGAGCUGUCUAUGGGGAGGUCAUACACUUGGGAACCACUUGACCAGAAAUGGAGAUCUGUUUGUGUAGAGGAAUUCUUGGGACGCCGGGGGCUUAGGUUAGAGAGGUCUAGGUGAGGGAUACAGGAGGGGUGAGAAGACCAGGCUGUCUCGCCAGGAAGUUCAGAUGAGGGUAAGCGACAGGUUUACCAAGGAAACAGACGGGUUCACUUUCUUCUGGAUAUAUACAGACAUUUGUGGGUACACUUGGACAUCCCAAAUGCAUGUCAUUUUCUCAAUCCAGACUUCUGCUGAGCACCUGCUAUGUGCCAGAGAUGUGGCUGGAAGGUACAUCAAUGAAUGCUGUGCUCGGGUGUAGGGGAAGUGACAUGUAACUAAUGCAUGGUAGAAAGUUUUAAGGUCUAUGAAAGGGUUGUCAAUAAAGUGUCCUGGAUAUUGAGAGGGAGGGGAGGCUCUUUCUCCCCUGGGGAAAUCAGAAAAGGUUUCAAAGAAGAGGUAACAUUUGAGGCUUUAAAAGGUUCUAGAAUGUGGCCAGAGACUGGAGAGCAGGAAGAGGAAAUGCCACACACAAGUGGUGGCAGAGGAGUGGUGGGUGUUCAGUACCGCUGGGGUGGUCAAAUGGCUCCAGAGAGGACAAGGCUGUCAUCGGGAAACACUGGCAAGUAUUUACACAUGCGCAUUUGGAGAUUACAUUUGAUAAAAGGGUUGGCACGGACACGUGGAAUUGCAAGGAGGGAAGAUGGGUUGAGGUAGAAAGUAGAGAAUGUACAGGAUCCCAUUUUUAGGUCCAACCUCGGGGGAGAGGUGCUUUUUCUCCCUCCCUCCUUCCCUCACCACCCAGGGGAGGAAGGAGAGUGGCGGAAGUGAGCCGUUCACAGGAUCAUUCAUGAAAGCCAGUGCCCUGGGAGGCCUCUCACCUUGCAGUUCACCAGAAGAGCAGGAAUCUGUGUCUUGCUGGUCUUCCUCCUGCUCUCCUGGCUGUGAAUCGGGGCCUGCGCGGGGGGAGACUCCCCCUGAAACCGACUCUGGUUUCCCUCCACCAGGCGUCUUUGGAUCACACUGUGCGGCUGCUGGCUCCAUCACAAAACAAAGAAGGCAGACAGGUCUAAACCCAAGUAUCCAGGCCACUCAUCUCUCCCACCUUAGAUCUCCCACAAUGUUCAACCCAACCCCACCCCAGUCCCGCGUCUCAAGGGAGUAAGAAAGGGGCAGGAUCUUACCCAAGUCCCAGCUGUCACAUCAUUAUAGCAGAGUGAACCCUCGUAUCAAAUCAUACCAUUUUGCUGAGACCCCAAUAGAUUGCUCAGCAAUGAAGAAAUGAGAAAAGAACAGUCCAUUCUAGGUUAGACCAACCUAUUGACUGCCAAGACCUCUCAGGAGCUAGUAUUAUGCUGGGGGAACUUUUUGUCUCAGGUCUACAACACAUUUUUAACAUUUUUUUUCCCCUUUGUUUCCCCUUCUGACCUCAUCCUUCAAUGGGCUGCAGAUCCCAGAGUUGAUGUUGUGAUGGAAGUCAGAGAAAAAAAGUCACAUCUU